CCUCAACCCCACCAUGAAACUCUUCUCCAUCCUUCCUACUGCCCUCCUUGUGGCUGCUGUAGCGGCCAUCCCGCUGAGCGACAAAUCCGAUGCGCAGGAUAGCGAUCAAGCUGCUAAGCUCAGUUGUCCAGACUUGAGCUCUCAGUUCUGCUGUAGUGAAUGUACUGGUGCUGCGGCAUCGGGUUUCCUGGGUGCUUAUGGCCAGUUUAGACCUGAAAUUUGCUGUCAGCAGAAUUGUGGAUGUACUCUUUCGUGAGAGGGGUUUUUUGCAUACUAGUACUACUUAACUAGAAGUCAUGCAGCCGGAAACCUUUUCAGCAGCAGAAUAGUAUGUAGUUCAAUCAGUGGAGUAUCAAUUUAUGGAGGUGAUGUCAUGGGACUAAUACCUCAGUAUA
Molecule: messenger RNA, 395 nt
Organism: Aspergillus piperis CBS 112811
Lineage: Eukaryota; Fungi; Ascomycota; Eurotiomycetes; Eurotiales; Aspergillaceae
Exons: 2
Coding region: 14-256 (80 amino acids)
Source: RefSeq, a predicted model, not a curated record